Messenger RNA from Xenia sp. Carnegie-2017, 1072 nucleotides. Its product is annotated as centrosomal AT-AC splicing factor-like. The annotation marks the transcript as partial. NCBI's taxonomy places the organism in Eukaryota, Metazoa, Cnidaria, Anthozoa, Malacalcyonacea, Xeniidae. The record is from RefSeq and is a predicted model, not a curated record. The transcript has 9 exons.
GACGGUCAAAGAGUCUGGGGUGGAGGUGUUGUAAAAUACAGUGCUCGCUCUGAUCAAUGGUACCCGUGGGAAUUUGAUCUUGAAGAUGGGAGAAAGGCUCCCAAGGGAGCCAAGAAGCUUCGUGUCACAGUUGAAGCAACCAAGAACGGAGAAAUCUCACAAAAUAUCCAUACAGGUGCUACUCCUCCAUGGCUUCUUCCAGACGACGAUGAAACUACCCAUUCUUCUGCUAUUGGUCCAUCAUUUAGUGAAUUUCAAAAACACGCUGAGCGUUUAAAGAAACGUGGGAAGAAUCCAUAUCGAGUUGGAGCAAAUUUCGAUCGAACUUGUAAAGUUGACAACGAAUGGUUGCCUUCAUUUGGAGGAGUGUGGAAUUCAGGUCCAAGAUGGCAGACGAGGCGAAGCUUCAAGUCACGACGUGGAAAACAGACCUAAAAUGUUCUAUGAUCAUAUUUGAAAUUACUGCGAUCAUCAAGCACCAUAUUGUGUAACCAAAUGUAAUGUAACGAAACAUAAAAAGGUUGGCUUACUUGAAUGGCAUUCUACAUAGUGAACGUGGGAAGAUCUGAUAAAUGUAUUUUAUUGGACAAAAUUGUUCAUUGGAUCUAAAACUGCUACUCACUAGUUACGAUAAACGAAGUAAAACCUACUAGUGAGUUGCCUUGUUUGUGCUAUUUGAGCUGAAAUCUUGUUUUGUAUAAUCUUGUGUAAUGUCAAUGAUUGCUUCUACAUGGAUGACCAAAAAACCUUUUUUAAAUCAAAUUGUCGUGUCUCUAGAAAUUCAAGAAGGCUAGUACAGUAACACGUAACAAGAAAAAUACAAGAAGUUUAAAAUUGACGUUAAUUUGUCAUUCGACUUUAGUACUAUUUAUCUUUCAAAUUGUUGUGCAUGAUGUAAAUGUACCGUAUGAUAAAUAUAGCCCAAGAUAUUGCUUUAUGUAUGGGGACAUUUCGCCAUGUUAGGGGUUGUCUGUUGUACAACUGAUAAGAUUUUGCAGGGACUACAUGAACAUAAUUUAUAUGCUGUAAAAUUUGGAGCUACAACAAGGUUAAAAAGCUUUUCCACCUAAAA